CAAAGAAGCCCGGUAACGGAAUCAUACGAUGGUCCCUUCUCUCUCUAUCUCAACCUCUCUCUCAGUUUCUCCAAUUUCUCUGCGGUCAACUUGCCGUGCCACGGUCCGGCCACCUCACGCCUCUGCUACCUGCGCUAAUACUUAUUCUUCUCAACAAGAGAAAGGAUCGAUGAGUGGUUAUCUGAGCCGUCCAGGAAUGGCAGCUUGCACGUCGCUGUACCAGGUUCUAGGGAUUCCCAUCGGUGCUUCGAAUCAGGAAAUCAAGUCGGCGUACCGCCGAUUGGCUAGGGUCUGUCAUCCGGACGUGGCGGCAAUUGAUCGGAAAGAUUCAUCGGCAGAUGAGUUCAUAAAGAUCCACGCGGCGUACAGUACCUUAUCGGACCCCGAAAAACGAGCCGUAUAUGAUAGUAAAGUUUUCCGGAGAGGCCAACGGCCGUUGACUUCGGAUUCUAGGUUUUCAGGAUAUGGGGGGAGGAGUUGGGAGACCGAUCAGUGCUGGUGAACGAGUCAAUUCUCUCAUUAACGCUACCGAGUUGGAAUUCGGAACCCAAUCAACGGUUUUGAACCUGCAAAAAAUCUGUACAGUUAAUCAGUUAAGUACAUAUCUCAGGGAAAAAAAAGCUGAUCUGCUAACGA
Hibiscus syriacus is the source of this 636-nucleotide messenger RNA. RefSeq names its product chaperone protein dnaJ 11, chloroplastic-like. Bases 29 to 502 code for a protein of 157 amino acids. The record is from RefSeq and is a predicted model, not a curated record. The transcript has a single exon. Lineage: Eukaryota; Viridiplantae; Streptophyta; Magnoliopsida; Malvales; Malvaceae.